AUGGCUUUCAAUCCAAGAAAAGCACCAAUAUCAAGUUCAAAAGCCAUGGCUGAUGCAGCCUCAUGGUGCUGUGCAUGUCUUCUUGUGACCCUUAUAUUGGUAUGCAUAUUCAGAGACAGUUCUGCACUUGAAGAGGAUGAUGAGGGGCUGUUGAGGGGCAGCAAAGUGGUGUCCAAGCCUUGUGAUGAAAUCUAUGUGGUCGGAGAAGGAGAGACACUUCACACAAUCAGUGACAAGUGUGGUGACCCCUUCAUAGUGGAAAAAAACCCUCAUAUCCAUGACCCUGAUGAUGUCUUCCCUGGCCUUGUUAUCAAGAUCACACCCUCACAUACAACAAAAUACUACAAUAUUAAUUGA
Molecule: messenger RNA, 357 nt
Organism: Sphenostylis stenocarpa
Lineage: Eukaryota; Viridiplantae; Streptophyta; Magnoliopsida; Fabales; Fabaceae
Source: the annotation of a GenBank genome assembly